Messenger RNA from Mytilinidion resinicola, 1014 nucleotides. RefSeq names its product zf-DNL-domain-containing protein. NCBI's taxonomy places the organism in Eukaryota, Fungi, Ascomycota, Dothideomycetes, Mytilinidiales, Mytilinidiaceae. Gene Ontology annotation, molecular function: protein-folding chaperone binding; zinc ion binding. Bases 42 to 614 code for a protein of 190 amino acids. Gene Ontology annotation, cellular component: mitochondrion. Gene Ontology annotation, biological process: protein stabilization; protein folding; protein import into mitochondrial matrix. The transcript has 2 exons. The record is from RefSeq and is a predicted model, not a curated record.
ACUCGGAAACGUUCAAAUCACCACAACUCCAUAUAUCCACCAUGAAUUCAUCAAGGAAUGUUUUGCGCAUGUUGGCUCAAAAAGGGGUGCCUCCGAAUACCUGGACCCCUCGGUCAGAGCUCAGCACAGCGUCCAAACGGCUAUUUCAUCCGCCACGAACAGCCAUCCCUCGAAGACCUCAGAUACCAAUCCUACCACAACGACCUAUACUAUCUAGAGCCCGAUAUGAAUCAACCGCUACGCCCCCAUCAGCGCAGCCACCUGCUGUCUCCCCCGGGAAGUCGCCCGAAUCCCGGCUUGAGCGCGACAAAGUCCCUUCCUACGACAUGACCUUCACCUGCAAGAAAUGCGACACGCGCUCCUCGCACCGGAUCUCAAAACAAGGCUACUUCCAUGGCACUGUACUUGUUACAUGCCCAGGUUGCAAGAAUAGGCAUUUGAUCGCUGAUCAUCUGAAGAUAUUCUCAGAUAAAUCCGUCACUAUCGAAGAUUUGAUGCGAGAAAAAGGCCAGCUCGUGAGGCGUGGUUCCUUGACUGCGGAAGGCGACGUAGAGAUGUGGCCCGACGAGACCACCACCCCUGAAAAAUCUGCAAAAGAGGGCAAAACUGGAUAAGAAGCAAUGAGAAAAUGAAAAUUGACUGAUUUGCCAACAUGGAGUUGAGAAAGAUUCAGAAGUAGGGAUUAUGCAAUAGGGCAACGCAGAGUCUUCCAUGGGCUACGGUCCUAUGUAGGGCUGAUGGAGAAGAACAAUUGUACGAUGUGUAAGAUAGCCGGUGGGCAUUGUAACAAAAUCUGGGAUUGUAAUUGGCGUUUAGAGAUGCUACAAAGCGACUUGAACAAGGCUCUCUAUCCGAGAUCGUUAUAUCUAUAUACCCACUACACACUAUAUUUAUGAGACCAUGAGUCUCUAAAGGCAGUCAUAGGCUGUCGUAUUCAUGAACAACUAGAUUUUUUCCUCGAAGCUUUUCAAAUUUAGAUUGCCAAAUCUUCACAAAAAUGGACAGUUAAGUGUG